GAAUCGACUAAAUUUAAAUAAAUCAACAGUUUCCGUCGAGUUUCCCAGACUUUUUCCAAUUCAAGAUCCACUCAUUCUUGAAGAGGAAGCGUUGCUGAAACGACUGUAUACGACCAUUCGUCCUUUCCCUCUUCAUCAUGGUUGCAUACAAUGCCGCACGGCUAUCACUGGCUUCUUUUCUGCCACUCAUUCUUAUAUUUCCACUUAUUGCUACCGCUGUUAAACACCAAGACUUCAAGACCUGCGAGCAGUCCGGGUUUUGUACUCGCCAGCGAGCCUACGCAGACUUGGUUGACAAGUCGGCCACUGACAACACUACUCAACACUAUUCGUUUGUGCCCAAAUCUCUCGUUAUGGAUGAAUCGAAUGGCCGCAUUGCAGCGCAGUUGAUGGGCUUGGAGCCCACCGAUGUGUUUACUGUUGAAUUCAACUUUCUUCAGAGUGGUGCCAUACGAAUGCGCAUCAAUGAGCGCGACCCGCUGCAUCCUAGAUACACUGGAGCUGCUGCCUUUGCCCUAGUAAGCGACGAUCCCGCAUCUAUCAAAGACAAAACAGAUCAAAACAGCCAUUCUAGUGGCCACGCUGAUCCUCAGCUGAUGUCCACUUCGUUUGUGAGUGUGAUUGCCACCAAAGACGAGUGGCGGGUAAAGUUUGGCAGCGAUCCUACCAAGCACAAUGUCCUUUCGCUUUACGCCAAUCCAUUCCGUUUUGAGAUUGCUGUCAAUAAUAUACCAGCCAUCACCUUUAACGAGCGUGGCUAUCUGCAUCUCGAACAGUAUCGUACAAAGGACAACCCUAACGCUAUUCCUCGCUUUGCUAAAAAGGCUUCUCCAUCCCCUCCUGUUGCUAAUGAUGAACCUUUCAUGUGGGAGGAAACCUUUAGUGGAAACACUGACUCCAAGCCUCGUGGUCCUGCAUCCAUUGGUGUUGAUAUUUCUUUUCCUGGAUCUAGUCAUGUUUAUGGAAUUCCUGAGCAUGCUGCAAGCUUUUCUUUAAAAACAACUAGAGGCGAGGGCAAGGAGUUUUCCCAACCCUACCGUCUGUAUAAUUUGGAUGUUUUUGAGCAUGAGCUGGAUAGUCCAAUGGCCUUGUAUGGUUCAAUCCCAUUCCUCAUGUCACAUAAAAAAGGUCUUUCUGCCGCUGUUUUGUUUUUAAACUCUGCCGAGAUGUGGGUAGAUGUAGAAAAAACCAAGGGAACAGGAAGCAAAUUUCAACUCUCCAACUAUGUACCCUUCAUGACCAAGCAAACUAGCGCAACUUCUGUAGAGACUCAUUGGAUGGCUGAAUCUGGAGUACUCGACCUGUUUAUUUUCCUUGGUCCCACUCAGGAAGAUAUAUUUGAUUCUUACUCAAAGCUUACAGGACGUCCUACCAUGCCUCAGCAAUUUGCAGUAUCGUACCAUCAGUCUCGUUGGAACUACAAUAAUGAAGAUGAUGUCAAGACCGUUGAUGCUGAAUUUGAUAAGCACGAUAUUCCAUACGACGUUCUUUGGCUGGAUAUUGAGCACACAGAUGGAAAACGGUAUUUUACCUGGGACUCUGCCAAGUUUUCCACUCCCAAAGAAAUGCAAAAAAACCUUGCAUUUAAAGAACGCAAGAUGGUUACAAUUAUCGAUCCACAUAUCAAAAAAGAUUCCAAUUACUACGUGUCUAAAGAAGCGUUGGAUCAAGGACUGUUUAUCAGAGAUGCUCAGGGAAAUGUCUUUGAUGGACACUGUUGGCCUGGAAAUUCAAACUGGAUUGACUAUACCGAUCCUGCUGGUCGUGCUUUUUGGAAGUCAAAGUUUGCUUUUGAAAACUACAAAGGAUCUACACCCUCACUAUAUACAUGGAACGACAUGAAUGAGGCAUGUUUUACUGCUCAACCAUCUGUUUUCAAUGGUCCAGAAAUCACUAUGCCCAAGGAUAAUCUUCACCACGAUGGCUGGGAACAUCGAGACGUUCACAACAUUUAUGGGUUAUUGUUUCAACAAUCAACAUAUGAAGGCCAGCUUGCUCGUGCUGAUGGAAAAGAUCGUCCAUUUGUUCUUUCGCGUGCCUUUUUUUCCGGUACCCAGAGAUUUGGUGCUAUAUGGACGGGUGAUAACACUGCAAGCUGGGAUCAUUUGGCAGCUUCCGUACCCAUGAUCUUGUCCAUUGGCAUUUCUGGCAUUCCUUUUGCUGGAGCGGAUGUGGGCGGAUUUUUUGGAAGUCCUGGACCUGAAUUGUUCACACGUUGGUAUCAAGUUGGAGCACUACAACCAUUUUUCCGUGGACAUGCCCAUAUUGAUUCUAAACGAAGAGAGCCUUGGCUGUUUGGCGAGCCUUACACAACAAUAGUUCGUGAUGCGAUUCGUCGUCGGUACAGACUUCUCCCAUACAUAUAUACUCUUUUUUCGCAAGCCAGUCGUUCUGGAAACCCAGUAAUGAGAUCCAUGAUGCAAGAAUUUCCUGAUGAUGAGACUACGUUUGCUAUGGAUGACCAGUUUUUGCUCGGUAGUGCAAUCAUGGUGAAACCUGUCACAUCCAUUGAGCAACCUAGAACAGAUAUAUACCUUCCCAAAUCAGCCAACUGGUAUAAUUACAAUACUUUUUCUCCCGUCACAUCCAACUCCAACGGUAUUUUCACAAUGGAUACUCCAUUGGAAGUUAUCCCAAUGUUUUUACGUGGAGGAUCGAUUGUACCUCGUCGUGAUCGUGUUCGUCGUUCAUCUUCAUUGUCCAAGGCAGACCCAUAUACACUGAUUGUAGCGCUGGAUAAAAGUGGCGCUGCUACAGGCACGCUCUAUGUGGACGAUGGUCGCUCGUAUGCUUUCCAAAAGGGAGAGUAUAUUUUCAAUACAUUUGUAUUCAAGCAGGGUAAGCUGACAUCUACGUCUUCACGACUUCAAGCUGUAUCUAUGGCAGAUUUGAGUGAUGAUGGACUCGAGUCACUUGGAAUGCGGAUUGAGCGGAUUAUUCUUGUUGGUGCAGCAACCAGCCCCGAAAAGGUUGUAGCUAAUGGUGUUCAGGCAGAUUUCAAGGUGACGUCUAUGGGCGGAGUGUUUAUGGUUGUUGUCAAGAACCCUAAAAUUGCUGUAGGACACGCAUGGACAGUUGAGUUUGCCUAAAUUGUAAUUGAAAUCAUAUUCAAGAAUGCACAAGUCAGGUUUGGUACUGAAUUUGGGAACCUUCUGGUUGACCAACCUUUUCAAAUGACAAUAAAGCUGCAAUAAAAAUCGAAGUUU
Batrachochytrium dendrobatidis JAM81 is the source of this 3206-nucleotide messenger RNA. RefSeq lists its product as uncharacterized. The transcript has 7 exons. Lineage: Eukaryota; Fungi; Chytridiomycota; Chytridiomycetes; Rhizophydiales. The coding region runs from base 138 to 3089 and encodes 983 amino acids. Gene Ontology annotation, cellular component: glucosidase II complex. Gene Ontology annotation, biological process: N-glycan processing; carbohydrate metabolic process. Gene Ontology annotation, molecular function: alpha-glucosidase activity; carbohydrate binding. The record is from RefSeq and is a predicted model, not a curated record.